AAAAAGAAAACAUUUUCCCGUUGUUUCUUUCUCCUUUUUUCUUUUCUCAUUCGAUCUCCAUUACAUCGCGCUUCAGAUCAUCGGAAUCGAACUUCAGCUUGAUCCCCGCCUGACCUAGCGAAUCGAAUGGAACGACAACUCAAUUUGCACGAAUUUGGGUCUCCAGAAUGCCGGCGAGGGAGUUAGGUUGCUUCUCCUUGAGGGAGCUCUAUCAGAUCGGUUGAUGCGAUGGAGGUAAAAGGCGGCACCGUCAGUCGAGGUGGAGAGUUUAGGGUUUGAUCGUUAAAGAAGGGGGUGAAUGGAUCAAACAGUGGAAAUUUUUUAGUGCUUUCAGAUGGCUUGGGACGAUUCCUCCGCACCUGGAGCUUAGGCGUUGUCGAUCAGGCGCCACCGAAACAGCCACCACGGUUCUUCCUUUUCUACAAUCAUCCAAAUUAAAAGCAAAGAAUCCUUUACCUCUAGCUCUCGGCACAGCUCGCAUCUUGAAACUCCCUCUUCCUGAUGGCGGUGGUCGCUGCUCCCUCUUCCGGUCUCCGACGAGGGGGAUGUCUGCUCCUCCGCAUUACGCAGCAGCGAGAACCGCCUGAAAGACACGCCUUCCGUGCCAUGAAGGAUGAGCGUGCAAUGUCUUCUGGCGCCAUGAAUAAGGCAGGCAUUUCCGGCGAUCUUAGUUCCAUUCCUAAAUUUCCUCAGAUUGAGGUGUCUUCUAGUGAUCAACCCUCAUCCAGUCGAUCAAUUCUCCGCUUCGAGCCAGCCAGUCAAUUGGAGGACAAACUAGAAUGCUUGCACAGGAAGGUCUUCGGCCGUUUUACUGCCCGCGAGGCUCUUCUUGACGAAGAAUUUUGGAUGGCGGCAUGCUUGAGAGCGGAGAGUCACUGGGAGGAUCAUUCUUAUGCACGCUUCAUUGAAGCCUACAAAAGGCAAUUUGCUGAGCAGGAAUUUUCAUCAUUAAAGAGAAGAUGCAGAAGGAAGGAGGCUGAGAAGUGUAUCUGUGUUGUUGCAACGAGGAUGGAUGAGAAUGUCAACCACACAGAAUUGAGCAGCAUAGUUGGGACCCUAGACCUCAACAUAAGACAAUUUUACUGUGGAGAUACAAUUCUUGGAGAGCAUGUGAAGUCACCUGCUUUCUCCAAUAUUUAUGGAUUGGAUCAAACAAGAUAUGUAUAUGUAGCAAACUUGUGUGUCGCCAAGAAUGCUCGCCGCGAAGGAAUUGCAACAAACUUGUUGUCAUUGGCUGUUGAUGCAGCUAAAUUACAUGGCAUCAACCAGAUAUAUGUACAUGUAAACAAGGAUAACAUUGCAGCUCGAAGGUUAUAUGAUCAAAUAGGAUUUCAGAUGGUGCAAACUUCUGUUCCUCGUUUGCUGGUGGACGACAAGUAUUUACUGUGCUUGAAGAUUUAAGCUUCCUUUCCUUCCCUCCAUUGCGUUGUAAAGGAUAAUAAGAAACUUCAACUAUCUGAGGCACUGGUAAACUUGUCCAGGAAGGACUUGCUUUAUCGAAAAGGAAGCAAAUGGGCGAGCAUAAAUAUCGAGCACGAAGGUCUCUUAGCAUUCUUAGUGUCUUCAACAACUAUACCUUUAAUACAAUUGAGAGGAACAACUAAGAUCUGGUAUAAGGAAGAACAUCAAAGGUAGCAUUUAUCAUUGUACUGAACGUGCCAUAGUUUACACUUCGCAUUGUGUCAUAUUCGUUUUCGAUGUUGGCUCUUAUAUGCGAGGAUUUGUUUGGAAUUAACUUGUUGCAUGGAGAUGUCAUUUAGGAUCAGACUUAUGCUCUGCUUUUCUCUCCUUUCAUAUCAAAUAACAUCUUAGUUGAUUAAUUA
Zingiber officinale is the source of this 1823-nucleotide messenger RNA. RefSeq lists its product as uncharacterized. Gene Ontology annotation, molecular function: acyltransferase activity, transferring groups other than amino-acyl groups. NCBI's taxonomy places the organism in Eukaryota, Viridiplantae, Streptophyta, Magnoliopsida, Zingiberales, Zingiberaceae. The transcript is spliced from 11 exons. The coding region runs from base 502 to 1401 and encodes 299 amino acids. The record is from RefSeq and is a predicted model, not a curated record.